AUGGCUGGGAGCGAGAACCUUAACAAGCGCGGCAGCAACAGUAUGAGCAACUCCCCAGCCCAGAAAAAGACGCGGCACUUAUUUAACAGCGGCCUAUUGAUUGACUCUACUCCCAUUACUGUCUUCGUCGGCCAUACGGAGUCCAGGUUUAGCGUCCACGAAUGCUUGCUCACCACUGACUCAGAAUUCUUCAAAAGCGCGCUUAGUAAGGAGUGGAAAGAGAAUCUGGAACGAAUCGUCAAGCUCCCUGAGGCGAAGCCGGAAGCGUUCCACCUCUACGCCAAAUGGCUCUACAGCGGAAAGGUCUACAGCGGAAAGGUCUACAGCAGCAAAAACAACGAUACGUACGAAAAAAACAAUAUUGAGUACAAUAACGAAUGGUCCAGACUGGUUGACUGCUAUAAGCUCGGAGAUUUUCUCCUGUCACUAGAUUUCAAAGACGCUACUAUUGAUGCCAUCUCAGAGGUUUCCAUAUCGAGGGACAUACUACGUGUAGACUUUGCUAGCUACAUAUAUCCCAUAUCCACAAAGGAAUCUCUGCAUAGGACGCUAUGUCGAGACUUGACUAUACAUCUCUGGGAUCGCAAGUUCGCAAAUAUACGUGACCCUAGCCUUCCUCGCGAAUUUCUGGAAGACCUGUUGGUAGAUAUUGGUCCUCAACUCAGCAAUGGAUUAAAAGAUCAGGGCCUCCACGUAUUUGCCCACUGCCUUAAUACCUGCAACUACCACGAACACACUCGUUUCGACAAGCCCUGCUACAAGACCAAGUUCAGUUACUGA
Dothidotthia symphoricarpi CBS 119687 is the source of this 780-nucleotide messenger RNA. RefSeq lists its product as uncharacterized. Gene Ontology annotation, molecular function: protein binding. The coding region runs from base 1 to 780 and encodes 259 amino acids. The record is from RefSeq and is a predicted model, not a curated record. The transcript has 2 exons. NCBI's taxonomy places the organism in Eukaryota, Fungi, Ascomycota, Dothideomycetes, Pleosporales, Dothidotthiaceae.